Molecule: messenger RNA, 1954 nt
Organism: Astrephomene gubernaculifera
Lineage: Eukaryota; Viridiplantae; Chlorophyta; Chlorophyceae; Chlamydomonadales; Astrephomenaceae
Source: the annotation of a GenBank genome assembly
CACAACAUAAAGAAAACGUUUCCUAAAGCACGCUCUGACGAAGGUGUUAUAAAGCGGAGUAGGCAACAACAAGCUUACUCAUGCUGCGCAAGCUAUUGGACACCCUGCAAAGUUGCUCAAUGGUGAAUUAUUAGGUGGACCUUAUGGAUUGUGUUUGUUGCCAUGCUAAAAGCCGGUGCAGCAAGUCAGUUGGCCUGUUUACACGCUGCGUCGUUGUGCUUGCGGUUUUCAGCCAAACGUGGUGGUCGUUUGGGCUUUCGAUAUCAGUCAACGUCAGCGGCGUCUUCGAGGAGCUGUCUUUACCGUCUGCCUCCUUGGCGGAUGGCCUUACUGUGUUGGGAACUGGCGACGGCUCGAUAUGGAACACGCGCAGCAGCGUUGGCAUUGUUAAUAUUACUGCCGGCGAAGUGAACAUAACGAAUCUUACUAUACUGGACGCGGCCCUGGGCGAAGCAUCCUCAGCAGCGUCCUUCCUGGUGCCGCGUGUGCUGUCGCUGGGGCCCAGCGUGAACAUCACGCUGCGGAACGUGCGCAUGACAACCAGCUGCGACCAGCUGUUACAACAGCAGCAGCACGCUUGCGGGUUGUUGCCAUGGGCCGCCAUUCGCAUCACCGCCGGGUGGCUCCACGUGGCUGGCUGGCGGUCGGGGCGCACCCGGCUCCGGAACGUCACCCUCACCUGCGGCAGCAGUGGCGGCGGCGGUGGUAACCUCAGCAGCCCCAGCAGCAGUCCCGCCGGUGGAGGCACCGGCGGUGGCAGUGAUCAACUGCCUCCGCCGUCGCCGUCGCCGUCGCCACCUCCGUCGCCAGCGGGCGUAGCUCCGCCGACGCCGCCAUGCAUCGCACUCGCCGCCGGCAGCGCGCCGGAGCUGGCGGCGGCGCUCGCGUCACUCGCCGACAGCGGUACCGACGCCGCCGCGCCGCCGGCUUACAUCACCCUGACGGCGAACAUCUCCCUGACGGCGGCGGCGGGGUGGCCCACGGGUCCGCCGUGGCCCGCCGUCACUAGGAACGUAACGCUCGCAGGCACGCCUCCCACCGCCAGUCUCAUGCGGGAUCCGCAGUACUUGGUGAAUGAGGGCGCGUUGAACGGCACGGGAAGCGUGUCGCAGUCGGCGGCUGGCGGCGCGGACGGCGCGUCGACGUUGUGUUGUCCGGGCGAUGUGGGAAUCGCCGCCGCCACGCCGCCGGUGGCUGCCGGUUGGGUUUGGCCGCGGGUGGUUUCGGUGGAUCUGGCGGGCGGAGUGGAUCUGCUGUACAUCAACAAGACGGGCACGUUAACGGUUACGGGCCUGGUGCUUGAGAACCUGGCUGUGGGGGUGCCCGGCGGCUCCUUCCCCAUGUCGCUGGUGGGGGCGCAGAGCUGGGCAUUCCAUGUGGAGCCCCCCGGUCACCUGGUGUACGUGGACGUGCUGCUUUCCUUCACCGCUGACGAGUUCGGCUACUGGCUCUACUGGCUGACACUGGCGGCCUCCCCUGCAGCCGAUGUGGCCUCGCAGUCCUCAUGGCUGGAAAGCUUCUUCCCCCGGAGCCUGCAGGGUACUCAGGUGACCGCUGCCGACGCCAUCCACUGGCCCUCCUGCGACAGCCCCCGAGUGCGCUUCCGCCGCACAUCCAACGUGGGGGUGCCCGUGGUGUUCCCCCGCCGGGUGGAGCGGAGCGGGCUGGGUUUCGUGCUGCCGGACACACGCGUGCCGCUGACACACCUGGCGGGCGCCUCCAACUGUCGCGAGCUGGCUGCAGCUCUGGGCGCCACGGGGGACAGCUGGAAGCCCGUCAUCGUGCUCACUGCGGACAUCAGCCUGGGGGUGACCCGUGGGUCAGCAGCAGCAGCCGGCAGCAACAACAGCAACACCACCACUAUCGCCACCAGCAACACAACGAGCAGCACCGCCACCAGCACUGGCAGUAGCAGCAGCAGUAUCAGUAAUAACACUAGUAGUAACACCAGCAU